Molecule: messenger RNA, 3865 nt
Organism: Blastomyces dermatitidis ER-3
Lineage: Eukaryota; Fungi; Ascomycota; Eurotiomycetes; Onygenales; Ajellomycetaceae
Product: T-complex protein 1 subunit eta
Exons: 7
Coding region: 659-2347 (562 amino acids)
Biological process (GO): protein folding
Cellular component (GO): chaperonin-containing T-complex
Molecular function (GO): ATP binding; ATP hydrolysis activity; ATP-dependent protein folding chaperone
Source: RefSeq, a predicted model, not a curated record
UAUUUUUUUUUGGGGGGGGGGGGGGUGGGGGCAGUUGUUAUUCCUGUUACUCUUGGUUAUAGUGGCAACCAUGUGGUUGUCUGCAUCUGUUCCGAUUUGCUUCGAGCGUUAUUUUGGCUACCUUGCCACAGGCGGUUUGGUUUUGUUACCAUCCCUAGGUGUUGAAGUGAUUUUUGGGUGUGGCUUGUGAUCAUUAUUAUUUCAUCUCUGUUGUCAGUAAUUUAUUAGGUGUCCAUAUUUUUACUAGUGUUGAUCCAAUAUGUAGAUAGACCCGUAGUGGGCGGAACACAUGGAUUUAUGACAGAAUUGGAUGGUGUGUAAAAUAAAUCACUUGUCUCUUUUACCUUCAUUGAAUUUACUUGAACAUGUCAGAUAUCGUUGUUAGGUGGAGGUGUUGCCCCUCAGCGCGUGAUUGGCUGGAUUGGGGCCAGGAAAGCUCUUCCACGCAAAUUUUGGAACAACCUUAUGAGAACAUGGUUGGACUGAGAGAACGACGGUCAAAGACACUCAACCUCACCACCUCCGUCUAUCCUCGCUACGAUACCCCAUCAGUCCUUUGCUGCGGAAGAGGGAAAUAUACGACGGGAAUACCUUCUGUCUUGUUAAUUAACUCUGUUCACCCGGUUGUUUCUCCGUGCGUUAGACCCCUCCCACAAUCAUGGCCUUCGCCGGCCAGACUCCUACGAUCAUUGUCCUGAAAGAAGGCACGGAUACAUCCCAAGGAAAGGGUCAAAUAAUAUCCAACAUCAACGCGUGUCUGGCAAUCCAGUCGACGGUUAAGGGAACCCUCGGUCCUUAUGGUGGAGAUCUAUUAAUGGUCGAUGCCAACGGGCAGCAGACCAUUACCAAUGAUGGAGCGACGGUUAUGAAGCUCCUCGACAUCGUCCAUCCAGCCGCCCGCAUCCUCACAGACAUUGCCAGAUCCCAGGACGCGGAAGUUGGCGAUGGCACGACCUCCGUUGUUGUGUUAGCCGGAGAGAUACUGAAGGAGGUCCGCGACGCUGUUGAGCAAGGAGUCAGCUCACAGAUCAUCAUCAAAGGCCUACGGAGGGCGAGUGCACUGGCUGUUAACCACAUCAAGGAGAUUGCUGUCGAUCUGCGUAGCACGCAUGGAAACCUUGAAACGAAGGUAGAAACGCUGCGACGGUUGGCGGGGACGGCGAUGAAUAGCAAGUUAAUUAAGAGGAAUUCGGAAUUUUUUACGAAGAUGGUGGUCGAUGCGGUCUUAUCUCUGGACCAGGACGAUUUGAACGAGAAACUUAUUGGUGUCAAGAAGGUUACCGGCGGGGCCCUUCAGGAAUCCCUAUUCAUCAACGGCGUUGCCUUCAAGAAAACAUUCUCAUAUGCUGGCUUCGAACAACAACCGAAAUUCUUUACGAACCCUAAGAUCGUGUGCUUGAAUGUUGAGCUAGAGCUGAAGAGCGAGAAGGACAAUGCAGAGGUGCGCGUGGAGCAGGUAUCGGAGUAUCAAGCCAUCGUCGAUGCGGAAUGGCAAAUCAUCUUCAAUAAAAUGGAGGCCGUCUACAAGACCGGUGCGAAGGUCGUGUUGAGCAAGCUGCCCAUCGGUGACCUAGCAACACAAUACUUUGCCGACCGCGACAUCUUUUGCGCCGGCCGCGUCGCCGCUGACGACAUGGAGCGCGUCUGCCAGGCCACCGGCGCCUCCACCCAAUCCACAUGCACAGACAUCCAAGACCGCCACCUAGGAACCUGCGGCUCUUUCGAAGAGCGCCAAAUCGGCAGCGAGCGCUUCAACAUCUUCUCCGACUGCCCCGCCGCCAAAACCUGCACCCUGGUUCUCCGCGGCGGCGCCGAACAGUUCAUCGCAGAAGCCGAACGCAGUCUCCACGACGCCAUCAUGAUCGUCAAGCGCGCGCUUAGAAACACGAGCAUUGUCGCCGGCGGUGGUGCGACAGAGAUGGAUCUCUCCGGCUACCUGCACAGCUUCGCGGAUCGGAACGUGCCCCAUAAGCAGCAGGCGGUCGUCAAGGCCUUUGCGAAGGCGCUGGAGGUCAUCCCCCGCCAGCUGUGUGAUAAUGCGGGCUUUGAUGCGACGGAUAUUCUUAACCGGCUGCGUGUGGAGCAUCGGAAGGGGAAUGUGUGGGCUGGUGUUGACUUUGAUAACGAAGGGGUUAGGGAUAAUAUGGAAGCGUUUGUGUGGGAGCCUAGUCUUGUCAAGGUUAAUGCUAUCCAAGCGGCUGUUGAGGCGGCAUGUUUGAUAUUGAGUGUGGAUGAGACUAUCAAAAACGAAGAGUCCAAGGCGCCACAAGCGCCCCAACGGGGUCUACCACAAGAUGCUACGCAGAGAGUUCUGCGCGGGAGAGGAAGGGGAAUGCCCAGAAGAUAGAUAAAAUGGAGUGGCUGUUAUUGUUUGAGUCAAUGUACUCCGUACUCCGUAUGCCGCUUCUAAUUAGCGUACUCUAAAUUUAAGUCGACCGGCAGUACCAUUGUUACUCAAGCAUAGAAGGAAAAAAAAUAUUGCAUUUUUGUCUUCUAUCCAGGCUAUUUUUGUUCAUUCAAUUGUAAUGUUUUCUUACCUCUUUAAAUAUGUAAAUUGUAGGAAAGUGAACUAACUCCUGUUGCUGGUUCCUAUGACGAUCAUGAAGAGGGAGUGGGUGUAUGCAGGCGUCGUGGAUACCAAAGCCAGGAACGUGAUGAAUUUGAUUUUUUUUACAAUAAUACAUUCAGUGUCCAUCACGGCCUGCAGUCGGUUUCUUAUUUCUGGAUAUAUAACUUACCCCCGAGCAUCACCAAAAAAGAAUGUUGAGAGCGGCCUCCGCCUCUUGAAAUACCAACAAAUUCACUAGCCAACCAGGCUGCUAAAACAGCUUGCGACGCCCGAGAUCUUCAGACGGCAAAAAAUAAAAAAGCAAACAAAAGAAAUUAGGAUUUGAACCGUUUUGAUUCUUAAACGAGACGCAAAAACAAAACAUAGAAUAAUAAAUACAUAGUUAUGUUUCCACCGCCACACCCUCACUCAACUCAACCUCCUUUAAACUAUAGGACCAGAGGCAAAACGCCAAGCGCGGGAUCGCGUACCUCCGAUCCAUCGUCCUUUCGUUUUUUUCUGUCCUUCAAGCCGUAGCUGUGGCUGCUCGCAUUUGUCCAGAAAAGCUAGAUUUUUUCUUUUUUUCUUUUUUUCUUUUCUUUUCUUUUUUUUUUUUUUUUUUUUUUUGUUUGGCUUGACGUGGAAACAUAUGAAAGAAUAUGGGUUUUCUGGUUUGGCAGGCUCAGCUGUUUUUUUGGAGGAUAUCCGAUGGGGAUGAAAAGGUCUUCUACAAGCUGCUCCGUAAGUUGUACAUGUAUGUACAAUGACAGGCGAACAGGCGAACAGGCGAACAUGCGAACAUGGGAGGAAUAAGAUGUAGCCGGGCGCUAUUAGCUAGGUAAUAGCUCACUGAUAUUUGACGAACAUUGACACGGGCCGCAAGGGUUCAAGCGUUUUCCACUCUACCCGAUUUCUCAAUAGUUAGCGACCCGGGUUGAGGUACGGUGAAAAGGAGGAUGGUAUGAUCCAAGGCUUCAUACAAACUGUGGGCGUUCAACGGGUUUUCCUCAGGGCAAAUUGUGCAGCCGACCACGGGGAUUCUGUGCCCAAAUGAACAAUUGAAGCAGGGCUCUAUUGUAAUUUUUUUCAAAAAACUAAGUGCUUCGAAGCGACUUGGAAGUUCGUCAAUGAACCCCCACCCCUGUCUUCAGGGGUUGAGCAUGCGACGAGCGGGAAAGGCGAUCUUAUUAAAUAUUAUUGUUUGCUCUGCUCUGGUCCUUACAUGGCAGAAAAUAUCACCGGCAGGGAGAUAUUGUGAACAUAUUCCUUAAGCCAAUAAUAACCUAGUUGUGUUCCUUCAAUUGGGUCCAUUGAGAG